CAUUAUGGUGGUCGUCGAGCUUGGAGAUUGCAAAACCGCUGGGGAGUAAUGGCCAGACAGUCAGGACCAUAAGCUUGGCUCCCUAGCAUCAAUAUAGGCUAUUUGUGCGCUUGGGAGUGCUGAGAAAGCCUUCAGGAGUUCAGGAGAGCUCGGCCAACACCACUCGACCUGAAGCUGCAUCGACGAGGCUGGAGCAAGACGCAAGCAAGACGCCAGCCGGCCAACAUAGACCAGCCCCAGCAGUAAUUGGCCUUGCCUGACACCACACCAUGUUGGCGGCCAGCGGGUCGUCGGACCCGACCAAGAUCCGCAUCCUCGGCGAGGACAGCAUCGUGGUCGACCAUGGCAUCUGGCUCGACUACGUGACUCACGACCUGCUCGCCAACAUCGCCUCGUCCACCUACGUCCUCAUCACCGACACCAACCUGUCCCCCAUCUACGUCCCGUCCUUCGAGGCUGUCUUCAACGAUGCGCUGGCCAAGGGCACCACGUCGGCGCGCGCCCCGCGCCUGCUCACCUACGCCAUCCCCCCGGGCGAGGCCUCCAAGAGCCGCGAGACCAAGGCCGAGAUCGAGGACUGGAUGCUGGAGCAGCAGUGCACCCGCGACACCGUCAUCAUCGCCCUGGGUGGCGGCGUCAUUGGCGACAUGAUCGGCUACGUCGCCGCCACCUUCAUGCGCGGCGUCCGCUUCGUUCAGGUGCCCACCACGCUGCUGGCCAUGGUCGACUCGUCCAUUGGCGGCAAGACCGCCAUCGACACCCCGAUGGGCAAGAACCUGAUCGGCUCCUUCUGGCAGCCCCGCCGCAUCUACAUCGACCUGGCCUUCCUCGACACCCUGCCCGCGCGCGAGUUCAUCAACGGCAUGGCCGAGGUCGUCAAGACGGCUGCCAUCUGGGAUGCUGCCGAGUUUACCGCCCUCGAGGAGAACGCCCAGGCCAUUCUGUCCGCCGUCCGCCGCCCGUGCUCCGCCGAGAGACUCCUCCCGAUCCGCGAUAUCCUCAAGCGCAUCGUCCUGGGCUCUGCCCGCGUCAAGGCCCACGUGGUCUCGUCUGACGAGAAGGAGGGCGGGCUGCGCAAUCUCCUGAACUUUGGCCACUCCAUCGGCCACGCCUUUGAGGCCAUCCUCACGCCCCAGGUUCUCCAUGGCGAGGCUGUAGCCAUUGGCAUGGUCAAGGAGUCCGAGCUGGCCCGCCACCUGGGCAUCUUGCGCCCUGCCGCCGUCGCCCGCCUGGCCAAGUGCAUAGCCAGCUACGACCUGCCCACGUCGGUUGAUGACAAGCGCGUGGUCAAGCUGACGGCCGGCAAGAAGUGCCCCGUCGACGUCCUGCUGAACAAGAUGGCCGUCGACAAGAAGAACGACGGCAGGCAGAAAAAGAUUGUACUGCUCUCCGCCAUUGGCAAGUGCCACGAGCCCAAGGCAAGCAGCGUCGACGACGGCGCCAUCCGCGUUGUCCUCUCCCCUGCCGUCCGCGUCACCCCCGGCGUACGCCCUGGCCUCAAGGUGGACGUCACCCCGCCCGGUUCCAAGAGCAUAUCCAACAGGGCUCUUGUACUGGCCGCCCUCGGCACGGGGCCUUGUCGCAUCAAGAACCUCCUGCACUCGGACGACACGGAGCACAUGCUGAACGCCAUCGGUCGGCUGCGCGGCGCCACCUGCUCGUGGGAGGACGACGGCGAGGUGCUGGUUGUCGAGGGCCGCGGCGGUCAGCUGGUCGCCAGCCAGGAAGAGCUCUAUCUUGGAAAUGCGGGCACCGCUUCGCGCUUCCUCACCACCGUUGCCGCUCUGUGCUCGCCCGCCGAGGACGGAAGUGCCUCCUCCACAGUGCUGACCGGUAACGCACGCAUGAAGGUGCGCCCCAUCGGCGCACUCGUGACCGCCCUGCGCUCGAACGGCAUUGGCAUCACCUACCUGGGCAAGGAGAACAGCCUGCCGGUCCGCGUCGAUGCGGCAGGCGGCUUUGGUGGUGGCGUCAUCGAGGUGGCCGCAACCGUGUCGUCCCAGUACGUGUCAUCUCUGCUCAUGGCAGCGCCGUAUGCCAAGGAGCCCGUGACCUUGCGUUUGGUCGGCGGCCACCCCAUCUCGCAGCCUUACAUCGACAUGACCAUCGCCAUGAUGCGGUCAUUCGGCAUCGAGGUGGAGCGCUCCGCGACCGAGGCCAACACAUACCACAUUCCUCGGGGUGUCUACACCAACCCGGCCGUUUACACGGUCGAGAGCGAUGCCAGCUCGGCUACCUACCCCCUGGCGGUUGCCGCCAUCACCGGCACAACCUGCACGAUCCCCAACAUCGGGUCGGGAUCGCUCCAGGGUGAUGCCCGGUUCGCAAUCGAGGUGCUGCGGCCCAUGGGCUGCUCAGUCGAACAGUCGGAAACUUCGACUACCGUCACAGGCCCGCCCAUCGGACAACUCAAGGCUAUCCCGCAUGUUGACAUGGAGCCCAUGACCGACGCCUUCCUCACUGCUUCGGUCUUGGCCGCUGUGGCUAGCGGCACCACCAAAAUCACGGGCAUCGCCAACCAGCGCGUCAAGGAGUGCAACCGCAUCGCGGCCAUGAAGGACCAGCUUGCAAAAUUCGGCGUGCACUGCAGCGAGCUCGACGACGGCAUCGAGGUAACGGGGAGGCCUUUGAAGGAGCUCUCGCAGCCCGCCGGCGGAGUCUACUGCUACGACGACCACCGGGUAGCCAUGAGUUUCGGCGUCUUGUCCAUUGUCGCCCCCCAGCCAACCCUGAUUCUGGAACGCGAGUGCACUGGGAAGACGUGGCCGGGGUGGUGGGAUGUGCUCUCUGGGUCCUUUGGAGUGGCCAUGGACGGUGAAGAGCCUAGUGAUGCCGCAUCCGGCCACGAAGCCCCAUCAGCGAAGCCCGACGACGGUUCGAUCUUCGUCAUUGGCAUGAGGGGCGCCGGCAAGACCACAGCCGGCAAGUGGAUGGCCGCCAUGAUGGGCCGUACCUUUGUAGACCUCGACACGGAGCUGGAGCGGGUGCAUGGGAUGACCAUUCCCGACAUGAUCCGCGGGGACCUUGGUUGGCCAGGCUUCAGGGCAGCCGAGCUCGCGCUGCUUCACGACGUCAUCAGCAGCAAGUCUCGCGGCUAUGUAUUCUCUUGCGGCGGCGGGAUUGUCGAGGCGCCAGAGGCCCGUGAGGCUCUUGUCUCGUACUGUCGCGCUGGCGGGCGCGUCCUGCUCGUCCACCGCGACACGGAACGUGUGGUCGAGUAUCUCAACCGCGACAAGACUCGCCCGGCCUGGACGGAGCAGAACGAGGCCGUCUACAUGCGCCGCAAGCCGUGGUACCGGGAGUGCAGCAACCUAGAGUACCACAGCCCGCAUCUGGAUGUGGUAAGCGAUGCAGCGGAACCACCUGCUGACUUUGCACGUUUUGUGGCCCUGUUGAGCGGCAAGAGCUCGCACCUCAAGGAGGCCAAGGCCAAGCCGCACUCCUUCUUUGUCUCGCUGACGGUGCCCAACAUUGGGGCGUCUGCCGAUAUCAUCCCUCGCGCCGUUGUCGGCUCUGAUGCCGUCGAGCUGCGCGUCGACCUGCUUGAAGACCACUCGCCCGAGUUCGUGACCAAGCAGGUUGCUCUGUUACGCUACGUCUGCAACCUGCCCAUCGUCUUUACGGUGCGCACUGCUUCGCAGGGUGGGCGCUACCCAGACGACAACUACGAGGGCGCUCUAACGCUCUACCUCCUCGCCAUCCGCCUGGGCGUCGAGUACGUGGACGUGGAGAUGACCAUGCCGGACGACGUGAUCGAGAAGACCACGCAAGCCAAGGGCAAAACGAGCAUCAUAGCUUCGCACCACGACCCCAAGGGCACCCUGUCGUGGCGCAACGGGUCUUGGAUUCCCUUCUACAACAAGGCGCUGCGUCACGGUGAUGUCGUCAAGCUUGUCGGUUGGUCUCGCGGCGACGACGACAACUUUGCUCUCGCCGGCUUCAAGGCGCGCAUGUCCUCGGCCCACAAGAACACACCCUUAAUCGCACUCAACAUGGGCGAGGCGGGCAAGCUGAGCCGUGUCUUGAACGGGUUCCUGGCGCCCGUCACACAUUCUUGCCUCACUGCGGCUGCCGCCCCUGGACAGCUGUCGGCGGCCGAGAUCCGACGAGGCCUUCACCUCCUGGGCAAGCUCCCGCGCCGCCGCUUCCACCUCUUUGGCAAGCCCAUCUCAAAAUCCAGAUCGCCAGCGCUGCACAACACCCUUUUCGAGCAGAACGGCCUCCCGCACAUCUACUCCAAUUUCGAGACCGACGUGGCGUCUGAGAUGCAGGAGCUUAUCCGGGCCCCCGAUUUUGGCGGCGCCUCGGUUACGAUUCCGCUCAAGCUCGGCGUCAUCCCACUCCUAGACGAGGUGAGCGACUCUGCCAAGACAAUCGGCGCAGUGAACACCAUCAUCCCGACGCAGCAGCCAGACGGAAGUGUCAGGCUCGUCGGCGAAAACACCGACUGGCGGGGCAUGGCGCUGUGUCUGCGCUCCAGCGGCGUCGUGCGCCCGCCAUCGCCGCGCCCUGCCGUGGUCCUGGGAGCCGGGGGGACGGCACGCGCUGCGAUAUUCGCGCUCCACUCGCUAGGGUUCGCCCCCAUCUACGUGGUCGCGCGCAGCGCGGCCAACGUCGAGACCAUGGCGUCCAGCUUCCCCAGCGAGUACGACAUCAAGCACCUUUGCGAGCCCCUGACAAGGUUGGACCAGGCGCCGCCCCAGGUGGCGAUAUCCACCAUCCCCGCGGACAAGGCGACGGAUCCCGGCAUGACGGACGUCUUCAAGUCGGUGCUCAGCCUCGCCCCGGCCGCCGGCACGCGCGUGCUGCUAGAGAUGGCCUACUUCCCGCCCGUCACGGCCAUGAUGGAGCUCGCCGAGGCGAGCGGCUGGGCCACCGUCCCGGGGGCCACGGUGCUGGCUGCCCAGGGCAAGUACCAGUUCGAGCUCUGGACAGGGGUCGCGCCCCUGAUUGAGGACUGCAAGUCGAUUGUGUUGGGCACGACCUCGUCGGCUUGAUUGGUUUGCGCGCUGGCUGUGCGGGACGCGGACGGCGGCGGAGGAGGAAGGUGGGGGGGUGCUCUAGGCUGGCUCGCCACGAAGGCCGCACAAAAAGGAGGAUCGGAUAUUAGGGAUUUCGGGUAGAACAAAUUCCAAUCAGAGCACAAGAAGGAACAAUCAUGGUACCCAAGCAGGCAAAAGGUUGAACAAGUCGAUGGUGACACCUCUCUACUUUGGCAAUACAUGCGAGGUGACCUCGGUCUUGUAAAAGAAUGCGAAUCCAAAAGUCGAUGCUGGCGGUUUAUAAAUGUUACAAUAUACAGAAAAGUAGCAUGUGUAACAUGAGCCUGAUCUGGCGCCUGGGCAGCCCUUGCACACAUGCCUGCAACGCCGAACCCAGACAAGACGCGCGCGCGCCAACAAGCCAAACAGGACAUUCAUUACCCCCUCCCAAAUACGCUCCUCUCAUCCCCCUUCCUUUUUCUAAUUCCUUAUUGCUUCAGAACCCAAAGCUGUCCAGGAGCGAGUUGGAGUCGGGCUCCUCAAAGACGCUGGGCGGGGGCUGGUGGGCGCCGCCCCUGGCCGCGGCGCGCCGCUCCGUGGGCGAGAGCGGGGCGACGGGCAUGUCGGCCACGACGAGCGAGCUGCGGCGGCGGAGGAGCUUGAGGGGGUCGAUGUCGCCGCCCAGGCCGGGGGUGGCGCGGCUGGAGC
Gaeumannomyces tritici R3-111a-1 is the source of this 5690-nucleotide messenger RNA. RefSeq names its product pentafunctional AROM polypeptide. Gene Ontology annotation, molecular function: 3-dehydroquinate synthase activity; shikimate kinase activity; 3-phosphoshikimate 1-carboxyvinyltransferase activity. Gene Ontology annotation, cellular component: cytoplasm. NCBI's taxonomy places the organism in Eukaryota, Fungi, Ascomycota, Sordariomycetes, Magnaporthales, Magnaporthaceae. Gene Ontology annotation, biological process: aromatic amino acid biosynthetic process; chorismate biosynthetic process. The transcript has 2 exons. The record is from RefSeq and is a predicted model, not a curated record. The coding region runs from base 270 to 4997 and encodes 1575 amino acids.